AGGCAGGUAUGUCUGGACCCGUUCACCUUUUUCAUUUUCUCUGUAUCAAAGUCGCCCAUUUCCUAUUUAGCGGCCGGAAUGUUGUUGAAAAUUCAGAUUUAGCUUCCACUAUUGAACUUUUGGGUUUUUUCUUUUGCAUCGUUUUUUGUUUUUUUAAGUUCUGGUUGGAAGUCCGCAUUUGCGAGAUCAAUUGAUGAACUGCUGGGCGAUUCUCUAGCAUCCCUUUCUUUCUCUUUCAUCUCCUUCCUUAUCUCUCUUGACCCAUCUCUCACCUGCAGAAGCUGAUCUCUGGUUCAUCUCUCCUCUGUCGUCAAAGCGAACCUUACAUCAACACGAGCUGUGACCUGAGAACUCGCAGUAUGCACUGCUCGCGUCGGAACACUCGUUCAUAGAACAAGGUAUAGAGAAAAGUGACAUAAAGCACACCAGGAGCUUGGAAAGAGUACUCUUUAUUAGAUUGAGCUCGCCUCCCUCAGACAAUUCCUCGUCCAACCUGCUAGCAUCUUCUCAUAGUUCACCACCACUUGCUUCCUGAGGUGUUGGCUUAAGAUGGGCAUUUUUGAUGGGUUGCCUGUGUCUCCAGAGAAAUCAUACCUAAGGGAAGAAAUUUCAAGAAUAGAUGAGUCUUGGGCGGCUGCACGUUUUGACUCAUUACCCCAUGUUGUCCAUAUUUUGACAUCGAAAGAUCGUGAAGGAGAAGCCCAAUUCCUGAAAGAGCAGAGCGAUGUUGUUGAGGAGGUUGUGGAUGAAGUUGUCCAUGCAUAUCAUGGUGGCUUCAACAAAGCAAUUCAGAACUAUUCCCAGAUCUUGCGGCUAUUCAGUGAGUCUGCUGAAAGUAUUGCAGUCUUAAAGGUUGAUUUGGCUGAAGCAAAGAAGCUUCUCGGUGCCCGAAAUAAGCAAUUGCAUCAGUUAUGGUAUCGGUCCGUUACACUGCGCCAUAUAAUCUCUCUACUCGAUCAAAUUGAGGGUAUAGCUAAGGUUCCUGCUCGUAUUGAGAAGCUUAUUGCUGAAAAGCAGUUUUAUGCUGCAGUGCAGUUGCAUGUUCAAUCAAUGUUGAUGCUUGAAAGAGAGGGCCUUCAAACGGUUGGUGCUCUUCAAGAUAUACGAUCUGAGCUAACAAAGUUGCGAGGGGUUCUCUUCUAUAAAAUUUUGGAGGAUCUGCAUGCUCAUCUUUACAGUAAGGGGGAAUACAGCCCAGCUACCUCGAGCACAGAUGAAAGAGAUGAUGAAGUGCCAACUACCACAGCUAUACCAUUUUCUGUAAACAGUUCACAGCCUUUGUCUCGAAGAACCAGGUCAAUGAAAGGUGACAAUCAGCUUGCUACUUAUGGGCUUGGAGAUGGAUCAUAUAGGCCAAGUUCAGUUGAUGGAGGUUCAUCGUUCGAUGGUCAUGAAGAGGAUGGUGCUGCAGAACUGCAUGAUGAAGCUACAUCAGAUGCAACGUCUAUGAGGGUUAACAGUGGUGCGGUGAAACUUGCUUCUCGUCAAAUUCCAACAUGGCUUUCAUUUUCCACUCCGGACGAAUUUCUAGAAGCAAUAAAAAAGAGUGAUGCUCCUCUUCAUGUGAAGUAUUUGCAAACCAUGGUUGAGUGUCUUUGUAUGCUUGGUAAAGUUGCGGCUGCUGGUGCUAUGAUUUGCCAAAGACUACGGCCUACAAUACAUGAGAGUAUAACAUCCAAAAUUAAAGCUCAGGCAGAAAUCAUUAACUCUUUGAGGCCUGGCCUUGGUCAGGCAUCCCGAAACACUGCUACAGCUCUUCAUUACAUAAAGGGACAGUUAGAAAGCUACCAGCUGCCAAAACAGAAGCGUCAGAAUGGGAUAUCACUGGCUGGAACAGUACUGGCAGUUAGCCCAGUAUCGCCUGUCAUGGCUCCCUUGGGAACAGCACAGGCUGCAGCAAAAGAACUUCUUGAUUCAAUUUUGGACACCAUUGUUCGGAUAUUUGAGAAUCAUGUUGUUGUUGGGGAGCUUUUGGAGUCGAAGUCCUCUCAACAAAUCAGCAUGAACACACCAAAAUCAAUGCCAGAAGAUGUAAACUGGACCCCUGAUUCUGAAGCUUCUCAAGUUACUGGAGGCUACAGUAUUGGCUUUUCCUUGACAGUUUUGCAGAGUGAGUGCCAACAACUCAUUUGUGAGAUUCUGCGAGCAACUCCUGAAGCUGCAUCAGCAGAUGCUGCUGUACAAACGGCCAGGCUUGCAAGUAAAGUUCCUUCCAAAGAAAAGAGGGAUGGGUCAGAAGAUGGUCUUACCUUUGCAUUUCGCUUCACAGAUGCUACCAUAUCAAUUCCUAACCAGGGUGUUGAUCUCAUUCGUCAAGGAUGGACUAGGAGGGGUCCAAAUGUACUUCAAGAAGGUUAUGGGUCUGCAGCUGUCUUACCUGAGCAAGGCAUUUAUCUAGCAGCUGCUGUAUACCGACCUGUUCUUCAGUUUACAGAUAAGGUUGCUUUGAUGCUGCCAAAAAAAUAUUCUCAGCUUGGCAAUGAUGGAUUGCUAGCUUUUGUGGAGAACUUUGUGAAGGAUCACUUUUUGCCAACAAUGUUUGUAGAUUACCGAAAAGGCGUGCAGCAAGCUAUAUCAAGUCCAGCUGCAUUUCGGCCUAGGGCACACGCUGCUGCUACUUAUACUCCAUUGGUUGAGAAGGGUCGUCCUGUCUUACAAGGGCUUUUGGCUAUAGAUUUCUUAGCAAAAGAGGUGCUUGGUUGGGCCCAAGCAAUGCCCAAGUUUGCUGGUGACCUAGUGAAGUAUGUGCAAACUUUCCUUGAGCGAACAUAUGAAAGAUGUCGGACAUCAUAUAUGGAGGCAGUUCUUGAGAAGCUAAGUUACAUGCUCAUUGGGAGGCAUGAUGUUGAGAAUUUGAUGCGACAAGAUCCAACCAGUGCAUGUUUACCUAACUCACUUGGUCAGUCACGCAUGGGAUACAAUGCUUCUGAUGCUGAAACUCUUGAGGUGGAAACAGAGUUCAGUGAUCUAUUAUUGAAUUUGCAGCCAUUCAAACAGGAUAAUUUAAUUCGUGAUGAUAACAAACUUAUUUUGCUGGCAUCCCUUAGUGAUUCAUUGGAGUAUGUGGCAGAUUCAAUUGAAAGGCUUGGAGAAUCAUCUCUCAGAGCAUCUAAUGAGGUAGAAGAUGUUGGCAAACAGAAAACAUACCAUCAUACCCGAACAAGUAGUGCACCUACUAGGGAUUUGGUGUCAUUUGCUAAUGAGUAUAGGAAGCUGGCUAUUGAUUGCCUUAAGGUUCUACGUGUGGAGAUGCAAUUGGAGACAGUUUUUCACAUGCAGGAAAUGACAAGUAGGGAGUACUUGGAGGACCAAGAUGCAGAAGAGCCAGAUGAUUUUAUUAUUUCACUCACUGCACAGAUAACACGUAGGGAUGAGGAGAUGGCACCUUUUAUUUCAGGAGUUAAGCGGAAUUAUAUUUUUAGCGGAAUAUGCGGUGUUGCAGCAAAUGCAUCCAUCAAGGCUUUGGCUGAUAUGAAAUCUAUCAACCUUUUUGGAGUUCAGCAGAUAUGUCGUAAUUCAAUUGCCUUGGAACAGGCACUAGCAGCCAUCCCAUCAAUUGACAGUGAAGGGGUACAGCAAAGAUUGGACCGUGUUAGGACCUACUAUGAACUUCUAAACAUGCCAUACGAGGCUUUGCUCGCCUUCAUUACAGAGCAUGAGCACUUGUUUACUGCUACAGAGUACUCUAAUCUUCUGAAGGUUGAGGUCCCGGGAAGAGAGAUUCCUGCUGAUGCACUUGAUCGGGUGUCUGAGGUUUUGUCUCAUUAGCUUUCUUAGGCGAGGAAGUGGAUUGAUUUUUUUGUGUGGGCGAACUAUAGGGAACGUUCAUUCUAGGUUUUGCGCUUGCGAAUGUGCAUAGAACGGUUGAAUAAUUAUUCCUAGUUGGUAGAUGGAGCGCACUGAAACUGAAAGCGGAAAUCAUUUCAAGUUGCCACCCCACACAUUCCACUUAGUGGUAAAAUUUUGUCUGGAAAUACGGUUGUUUUUGCUCUGUAAUUUUUUCAUGUGUAUUUAUUAAUUUUUGUGUGCUGGCUUUUCUCUUAUGAGCUCCAUGAGGCUUUCCCAUGUUGGGAGGAACAGAUGUAGAAGUGUGUUUGUAAAUUUCAUGUGCUGUUUUGACCGCAUUUGAACAUGUUAAUAUGAUCUGAAAGAGGGCACAUCUUGACAGGAUCCAGUUAUAAUUCAUCUACUUGUUAAGAAUAAAGUUAAAAGUAUUGAAGGUGAUGCUGUAA
This is a messenger RNA of Malania oleifera, 4232 nucleotides long. Its product is annotated as exocyst complex component SEC8. Gene Ontology annotation, biological process: exocytosis; Golgi to plasma membrane transport. The transcript has 28 exons. NCBI's taxonomy places the organism in Eukaryota, Viridiplantae, Streptophyta, Magnoliopsida, Santalales, Ximeniaceae. The record is from RefSeq and is a predicted model, not a curated record. Bases 550 to 3768 code for a protein of 1072 amino acids. Gene Ontology annotation, cellular component: exocyst.